Messenger RNA from Lodderomyces parapsilosis, 1107 nucleotides. It is a transcript of the gene CDC73, whose product is annotated as Cdc73p. The transcript has a single exon. The coding region runs from base 1 to 1107 and encodes 368 amino acids. Lineage: Eukaryota; Fungi; Ascomycota; Pichiomycetes; Serinales; Debaryomycetaceae. The record is from RefSeq and is a predicted model, not a curated record. Gene Ontology annotation, molecular function: RNA polymerase II complex binding. Gene Ontology annotation, cellular component: Cdc73/Paf1 complex. Gene Ontology annotation, biological process: positive regulation of transcription elongation by RNA polymerase II; transcription elongation by RNA polymerase II.
AUGUCAGGAGUAGAGGCUCUCAAAGCGCUACGUCAUGCGGCCAUUGCAAAAGACCCGAUCAAACUCUUUAACGAAAAUGGUCAAGAGACAGAGCUUAUUCAAGAAGCAACCAAGGUUCAAUUUGGUGAUGAUGAUGAGAAAAAGUAUGACUUGAACUUGACGACAAAUUUCUACAACGAUGAUGAGCCUCAAGACUUGAAAUCAGUUGUAUUUUGCUGGCUUGAGGAACAGACCCCAGAUGUUGACUACAAGUCCAAGGCUAUUGAACACGGGAUCCCGGCAUUUGCGUAUUUGCAGAGAUACGACUUGAUCACUUGGUUAAAGGGAACUAUUGACAGUUGUCAGUUUGUCAAGGAAGAGAAGGAAGAUGGAAGAGAUACAGCCAUAAAAUCAGACACCAAAUCCGAUGCCAUCAGCUCUAAAAAGCACAAGCUUGAUGACCCGCAGAUGGAUCGAAUCAGCCAGUUUGAAAAGGAGUCUGUCGAUCAUAAUGCGGUAUUAAGAGGGUCUAAAAAUAUUGACUUUAGCUAUCUAAUAUCGGAUGCGAAAAAGUUCAUGCAUGAAUUGAAGCGUGCCAAACCUAGCAGUAGAGAAACUAAAAAGGAAAGUGGGUCAAAGAAACAACCAAUCAUUAUUGUGUCGCCCUCAUUGACAGCCCUUCUUUCGUUAUCCAAUAUCAAAGAGUUUCUUGAGAACGGACGCUAUACACAACCUACUCCUGGUGACAGACCACAAUCUGGUGUUGUGAUCAUCGAUCAUCCUUCGGAGAGACUUGUUUCAUCGGCUCAAAAGAUUAUGGUGGUUGACAAUGUUGAUUUGUUUACCAACCCCGAUUAUUGGAAUAGAGUCAUUGCAAUUUUCACCACAGGUCAAAGCUGGCAGUUUUCGAAGUACAAUUUUUCUAAACCAGAAGUAUUGUUUCAGAAAUAUCAAGGUUAUUACUUGGGUUAUCAAGGGGAGGCAACCCCACAUCAAAUAAAAGACUGGAACGUUCAUGAAAUCAAAGUCGAUAGAGGUGAAAAAAGGUUCAAAGAUAAGGUGAUUGUUCGGGACUUUUGGGCGGAGAUAGACAAGAUACUUAUCAAUAAGGGGUAUGGCAGACUGUAA